Molecule: messenger RNA, 864 nt
Organism: Oryza sativa Japonica Group (Japanese rice)
Lineage: Eukaryota; Viridiplantae; Streptophyta; Magnoliopsida; Poales; Poaceae
Source: RefSeq, a predicted model, not a curated record
GACCAGAUCAGAUCAUCAGAGUAGAGCGCGGGAGCCGCUUGCGGUCUCUGGAAUCUUCCAGCCACGCCCGCGCUCCCUCCCACUUCCCCGCCAUUAAAAAUCCCCAGCCCUCGCGCAAAUCCCGCUCCAAAACCCUAGCCGCCACCCUCCCACUCACCCCCACCGCCGCCACCGCCGCCGCCAACCCCCAACCAUGCAGCGCGCCGCCUCCCUCGCCCUCCGCCGCCUCGCCGCGGCCGCCCCACGCCCACCACCGGCGCAUCUCGCCGUUGGGCCCGCCGCUCCCCGCCUGGCAGCGGCGGCGCCGCCAUCCGCCGCCGUGGCGCGCUUCCUGCUCCACCCCGCGGGCGCGACCCCCGCGGCGCUGCACGCGCGGAGAGGGUACGCCGCCGCGGGGCGGAAGGCGAAGGCGGUGAGCGAGAGCGAGGACGAGGACGAGGACGAUGAGUUUGAGGCCAUGGGAAGCGACGGGGAGUUCGACGACGACCUCGACGAAGACUCCGACGACGACGACGAGGUGUCCGGCUUCGAAGAUGACGACGACGACUGCAAGCCCGCGAAGAAGCGUGGGAGGCACUGAAUCGCUCACCUCGGCUCGGCUCAUGUAUUGUUUGUUUGGUUUCUCACCGAUUUCUUUCUUUAGAAUCGAAGAAUGAAUUCGAGAUAGAGCGAAAGGAAAAUUAAACAAUAAUUAGUAGUAAUAACAUGGGAGGUGAUUGGGUUUAUCAUGUUUUGAAGCAGAGAAUUGCUGUAAUUUUUUUUUGUUCCUUUGUCUGAAGGAGACCGAAGCUAUCCGAGCAUGUCAACUUCGUAAUACAUAAAAGGUUCAGUUUUGCACGGUUUCUGACAGAGAUUUUGCUUGAA